UUACGUUUACUCGUAAAUGCAGUCAUGCAUUCAUUAAUAUUUAUGGCGCUGCUUGGUGCAGCGUAUUCUGUACCUCUAAACCAAGAUAUCACAGCAAUGUAUGGGCAUUACCGGCUCCCUGGAGAAUCUUACCCUACGUUCUACGAUGUGCGUCUCUUCAUUGACCCGGACUACGCCCACAAUUUUAAUGGGAGCGUAUCUAUUAGAAUAGUACCGAAUAUUAACACAGAUGAGAUUGUACUUCAUGCUAUGGAAAUGACAAUAAAUAGUAUACAGGUGGUCGCUGACGGCUCCUCUACGAACCUUUACCAUAGUUUCUGGCAAGCUACGGAUGAUACGCAUUUCUUGAGAAUCAAAACGACUGCACCUUUAGUAGCUCUACAACCGUAUACUAUCCAUAUUGAUUAUAUAGCACAAUAUGCUGAGAACAUGUUUGGUGUUUAUUUAUCCACGUUUACUCAAGAAGGAGUUGGUACAGUUAAUCUAGUCACAUCGCAACUGCAGCCAACGUUUUCCCGUCGUGCAUUCCCUUGCUAUGACGAGCCACAUCUAAAGGCUGUGUUCAGAACAACGAUCUAUGCCCCUCCUGCUUAUCCUGUUGUGAGGACCAACAUGCCUGAGAGAACUGAUCUUUCUAAGCCCAACGUACCAGGCUUCCUCAAAUACGAAUUCCAAGACACAGUAGUACAAUCGAGCUACCUCCUAGCAUACCUCGUGUCAAACUUCGAAUAUGUUUCCAACGAACAAGAUCCGAUAUACGACGUUCCCUUCAGAGUGUAUUCCAGACCUGGUACAAGGAAUACUGCAGCAUUUGCUUUGGACUUUGGCCAGAAGAACAUGAUGGCUUUGGAAAAGUACACCGAUUUAAAAUACGCUUUACCCAAAUUAGAUAAAGCCGCUGUACCUGAUUUUGCUGCUGGUGCCAUGGAAAACUGGGGAUUGGUUAUUUACCGAGAAGUCGCAUUACUAGUAACAGAUGGAGUGACCACAACCUCCACUCGACAAAACAUUGGCCGAAUAAUUUGCCAUGAGAACAUGCACAUGUGGUUCGGUAAUGAAGUGAGUCCCAGAAGCUGGACGUAUACUUGGUUGAAUGAGGGAUUUGCCAACUUCUUUGAAAACUUUGGUACAGAUAUGGUGUUGCCAGGCUGGCGUAUGAUGGACCAAUACAUUUUGCUUGUACAAAACGUUUUCCAAAGCGAUGCUGUUCUCAGCGUGAAUCCAAUGACUCAUCCUGUGUACACUCCAUCACAAAUUAUAGGAACCUUUAAUUCUGUUGCUUACCAAAAAUCGGGAUCUGUAAUUCGCAUGAUGCAACACUUCCUUACUCCCGAAGUGUUCCAGAAAGGUCUUUCCAUUUACUUGAAGAAACAUUCCCGCUCUGCUGUGACACCUCCGGACCUAUACGCAAGCCUCCAACAAGCACUAAACGAAUCUAACCACACCAUUCCCUUCGCUCUCUCCACCAUCAUGCAGAGGUGGACUGAGCAAGGAGGUUUCCCGGUUCUGACAGUGAGGAGACAGUCUCCUACUGCGCAAUCUAUUUCUAUUGUACAGCAACGUUUCCUAACUGACCGCGCCUUAUCCUCCAAUGACAUGUGGCAUGUUCCUGUGAACUGGGUUCUAUCUACAAACCCCGACUUCUCAGACACAAGACCUCUAGCUUGGGUAAUGCCCAACAGCCCAGCUUUAGCUGUUGACAUUCCUGGACUCUCAAAUGUUGACUGGUUCAUUGUGAAUAAACAACAGACUGGAUACUAUAGAGUCAACUAUGAUGUUGACAACUGGGUUGCAUUAGCCAAAGUACUUCAAAAUUCCCACGAAGUCAUCCACCUGUUGAAUCGUGCACAACUAAUAGAUGACGCUUUCAACUUGGCAAGAAAUGAACGUCUUAACUACCAAUAUGCAUUCGAAGUGUCCAGAUACUUGGUAAACGAAACCGACUACAUUGCAUGGGGUGCAGCUGACGCCGCCUUUUCUUACCUUGAUGUCGUACUUAGCGGUAGCGACACUUAUCCCCUAUUCCAGAAAUACGUCCUAGAUCUCUCGGCGCCUCUCUUCGAUAAAUUCGGAUUUGUAGCUGGAUCAAAUGAAGAACAUGUUACAGCUUUCCACCGUAACAUCAUCUUGAAUUUGAAUUGUCGCCAUGGAAAUGAGCAGUGCGUCAACCGAGCCCAAGAACUUUUACAAGAGUUCCGUAAUAAUCCUAAUCAACCGUUGAAUGCCGACAUUCAAACGGUAGUUUUCUGCUCUGGAUUGCGUGGAGGAGAUGUGGAUAACUUCAAUUUCCUCUGGAACAGAUACUUGUCCAGCCAAGAUUCUAGUGUCCAGUCAAUUUUACUUAACUCUCUUGGAUGCACAUCUAAUGAAACUUUGCGUAAUUUCUAUAUGAAUCAAGUUAUAGACACAAACUCUGCAGUACGUGAGCAAGACAGACAUAGCAUACUCGUCUCCAUCAUUAAUUCAAGUCCAGCAGGCAUGGAGGCUGCUCUGGACUUUGUUAUUGAACACUUUGCUGCUAUCCAACCAAGGGUACAAGGUCUUACUGGAACAACCAAUAUUCUAAAUACCUUUGCCAGGAGAUUAUCAACCAAGGCCCACUCAGAUAAGAUGGAUACAUUUGUAGCCCGCCACCGGGCUAUCUUCACAGCUGGUGAACUAGCUUCAGUCGCUGCUAUUCGAGAGAAUAUAGCUGCAUCUAUUACUUGGGCCAAUAAUAACUAUGACAGUGUUAAUAGUUGGUUCAACGUUAACUAUGGCAGCAAUUCCGUCGCUCUCACCUCUGGUUUCAUCAUUCUUAUCUCAUUCUUCAUUACCAUCUUCAAUCACUAGAGUUAUGGUAGUAUAGGAUUAUCUAGUUGUAUUUUUACCACCAAGAUUAUUAUUUAAUAUACAGAUCUUGUACAUUAAAUCAAAAACUGUAAUAGAUACUAGGGUAUUCAUAUUUAUAUUAUUUAUUGUCAUUCUGUACAUUAUUGCAAAUAAUACGGUUUAAAUAGGCAU
Molecule: messenger RNA, 3003 nt
Organism: Colias croceus (clouded yellow)
Lineage: Eukaryota; Metazoa; Arthropoda; Insecta; Lepidoptera; Pieridae
Gene: Apn2
Product: aminopeptidase N-like
Exons: 16
Coding region: 25-2832 (935 amino acids)
Biological process (GO): peptide catabolic process; proteolysis
Cellular component (GO): cytoplasm
Molecular function (GO): metalloaminopeptidase activity; zinc ion binding; peptide binding
Source: RefSeq, a predicted model, not a curated record